UCCAUUCUUAUAUUACAUAAGCAGCACUGCGUUAGCUGAAGUUCCAUUAGAAGCUGAAGGAAAGACCUCGCCUCAGUUCCAGCCAUGGCGACAACUCUCCCUGUCCUUCUCCUUUUGAGUGGGUUACUCUUUAUGGUUGCAUCUGAUAAAGACUGUGACAGCUACUACACCCCCAGUGGGGGAUACAGAAAGUCCCAGGAUUGCGGCUAUUUACAGUACUGUUGUGGUUCCUGCAGUAACAGAUACUGCUGUUCUAACCCCUACAUGAAGCUGGACGACGACCUCUGCUUGCAAGAUUUACAUCAGUUUGAACAAGCUAAAGUAUUAACAUCCAUGAAAUCAAGCAAAUCUGUUAACCCCAUCACCAUUGGCUCUGCUAUAGCCGGUGUGAUGACCAUCGUCAUCUUUUUCCUACUGUGCUGUCUCUGCCCAUGCUGCUGCUUGUACAAAAUGUGUGUGAAACCCAGGCCGGUGGUGACGACUACCACUCACACUACAGUGUUAAGCACGCAGUAUCCUCAGCAGCAGCCUUUAAACCCUGGAGCUCAGUAUCCAGCAUACCAGCAAAUUCCAGCACAGCCGGGCUAUAGUGCUCAGCCAGGGUACGAAGGACAGCCCAUGCCCAUGCCUGCAGCACCAUAUCAGGGGCAGCCGUAUGCACCAGGACCCCCUCCCCCAUACCAUGAGAGUGGAUAUCCUGCUCCAUAUAGCCAGGCUGCGUAUGAUGGUGGCCAGCCUCCAUAUCCUCUCCAACCACCAACCCAGCCAGGCUACGCUCACCCAACCCCUCUGACAGACUACAGUGCGACUCAGCCAGCAUACAAUCCUGCCUAUGUUGAUCCACCAAAGACCGGAUACUAAACCACAGCUGUCUUGACGCCAGACUUUGCUGGAUCACAAACGCCUUCAUACUUUCACUUUGGGUUUGCUUAAAGAAUUUCUAUAUGUUCUAUAUUUACCAGGAACACAGUCUUGGGUACACAUUGGGGUGGAUUUUCCUUUUUUUCCCCUCCCCCAACCACUUGCAAUUCCUCUUGUGGUCCAGUGCUUUUUAAGACGCACUCCAUAGUCUGUCCAAGACUCCAAGCCAUACUCAGCUUUUUGUUUUUGGGAGUAAAAAGGGAAUAUUUGUUGUCUGGAUUUUUUUUGUUACUAUCUGUUUAUUUGUUUGGGUUGUUUUAACCACAAAUCGGCUUACGCCAGUGGAAUCAUGUGAAUACCACAUUCGGAAGCGUGAGUAUGGCCUUCUAAAGUUGAAAUAUUUUUAUAGUUUUUGGCUGCGCCACGUUCCAGAGUAAAUCAAGACACUGAGCUUCUGUGGAGUGGCACUGAGGCCUACAGUAGGGAGCUGAAUUUUUAGGCCUGCCUUGUGCCACUGGGCAUCCAUGGGCAUUGUCUUUGAGGUUAGCUACAUUCUGAAUUGCUCAUUACAUAAACAGUGCACUAUAUAGUGUUAGAAGUUAUGCAAUGUUAUUUGAAUUCUCAGUGAUGACAGUCUUUAUAUGGUCAGUCUCCAGUCAGUUCACUUUAAAGCAAAUGUUAUGUCGCAAGUAGAGAAGGACUUAUGUGCACCAUUCUGGACAAUUAGUGACCCCCUCCAAGCAUGUCGAGCCCCCUAGUGAUUUUGUGUGGGUACUGUUCUGAAGUUCCACCCUGCUGUCAUAUAACACAGUUGUUUAUGGGCAGGCAUGUGCAUGUCUAUUCUAUACUUCAGCUUGCUUGGCUAAUCGCUGCAGCUAAGUUGUUGCUGUUAUGUGUAUGGGUGUGUUCAGGUUUUCAUUAAGGUGUAAGUGUUGAUCUAGGCUUCUGUUUACGUUAAGGCACAGAUUUUUGGAUUCUUAGAUGUAUUUUUUCCAUUUAUUUAUAUAUAUAUGUAGCUAUAAAUCCUAGAUCUACUGAAUUUCUACAUUAGGAAGUAGUAGCAACAGCUUCAAGUGCACUUCUAGCCUCACAUGAGAGAUUUUGCUGCAACUCAGAUUAGCAAAACUGGCAAACAACAACUGAGGGUUUAGAAAACAAACUUGGAAAGCGGUCUUUUUGUGGAGUGAUCAGAACCUGCUGAUUAGACUCGAUUUGUGGUAAUCCUCCUUAGCAGAGUAUGUUUUUUGCGCUUGAAAAAGAUUUUUGUGUUGAAAUGUGGUUGAGUAGGUGGUUUACAGGUGAUCACUGUCGAAGUUCCAGUGCACAAGCAUCAAAAAUGUGCUGAUUUCCUUAACUGCAUUUUGAUGUUCUUUGAUUGUGACAUUGGUUCGCGAAAAAUGGGAGAACAUUGUUUAUCACUGCUGCAUUGCAGCACUGAUGCAGUAAACCAGAAGCUUUGUUUAUACCCCCAACAGAUAUUGUAAGAAACCACAGGUUAACAAUUUUUUUGUUCGUCACAAGCUCUACUACAAAUAGUGACGUUAGUGCGUAUAAAAUGUGCAUUUCUUUCAAAGCUCUAUUCUGCCUUAUUCAGGUUGUGGACACAUCUGUGAAUGUUUUUUCUGACCUCUCAGUAUUUGUGUUAAUGGGAAAGAAAAACAUCAAGAAUAUGCCUUAUUUCUCACAUUAUGCAGUCAUGGUCUGGGUGAUUAAAAGUAAACCAGCCAUUAUAUCCAAUGUAAAAUAAAAGGGGAUGCCAACAAAUUUCUCAUUUAUAUGUUAUGUCUUGCCUUUGUGUGAUGGAAUCGUCAUGUAAGUUUGACAGUCAAAGCCGCAGACUCUGGUGGGUGACAGAGUCAAGUGAACUGUUUGCUUUUCCGUUAGGUUGAUCAUUGUGUUCAGCCCUUUUCAGGGCCCAUACUAAAAGGGGGAAUUCCACCAUUGUUCUACUGGUGGUUUUGACAUGUAUUGCAUGAAAAUAAUGCUUUUCAUGAGCGUUGCCCCCUGCCUCAACAAAUCGCUUUCAGUUUCAAAACCCCCUACUUUCCAAAGCCACCCUCAAGUGGAAUCUUAUAUUGACGUGAUCUGUUACUCAGGGUUUUUUUUUUUUUUUUUUUUUUUUAAAUUACAUUAACUUGUGUACUAUACACUCAUCACAACAUUUGGGUUUUAUGUUUUGGCCUAAAUGAAUAAGCAUUUAAAUAAAAACGUUUAGUUUACCAUUGCGUACACCUAAUUUUGUGCAACUUUAAAAACUGGAUGCAUUUUUUUUUUAUUGAAAAAAAAUGUACAGUGCCCAUAUGUUGUAUUUCCCCUUGAAGGAUUGUACAGUUUAAGUGCAUCUCAGAACGUGCCAUAAUUCCCUUAAAUCUGAUGAGGUAUUUCUAAAAUUUCAAAUGUGUUAAUCAUGAGGCCUUUUUAGUUCUGAUCUUCUCACAGUCAUCAUACUCCUGAAAUGCUUGCUGGUUUUACCCUUCAAUCUGAUAUUCUUCCCUCAUUUCUUGUUGGGAAAGCCUUUUCCAGAAGAGUUUUGUAUGUACUUUGUAUACAUAAAAAUGUAUAAAAUUUACUGAUAUUCAA
This is a messenger RNA of Pygocentrus nattereri (red-bellied piranha), 3441 nucleotides long. RefSeq lists its product as uncharacterized. The coding region runs from base 85 to 861 and encodes 258 amino acids. The transcript has 6 exons. The record is from RefSeq and is a predicted model, not a curated record. Lineage: Eukaryota; Metazoa; Chordata; Actinopteri; Characiformes; Serrasalmidae.